This is a messenger RNA of Filobasidium floriforme, 2482 nucleotides long. RefSeq names its product putative peroxisome targeting signal receptor. Gene Ontology annotation, cellular component: peroxisomal membrane; cytosol. The record is from RefSeq and is a predicted model, not a curated record. Gene Ontology annotation, molecular function: protein binding. NCBI's taxonomy places the organism in Eukaryota, Fungi, Basidiomycota, Tremellomycetes, Filobasidiales, Filobasidiaceae. Bases 82 to 2388 code for a protein of 768 amino acids. The transcript has 10 exons. Gene Ontology annotation, biological process: protein import into peroxisome matrix, docking.
UCGUGGUCGUCGUCGUCGUUUCACCAACUCCACCGUAUACAUUCGAAUAGCUCAUAGUCCACAGAGAACGUCGCUUCACCAAUGCAAGGACUACUCGGAGGCGCAGACUGUUCGGCAUCGAGCAACCCGCUCAACGGGAUCCUCAAGCGGGAGGGCGUGGACAGGAGCUUGAUCAGGGAUAGGAACUCUGCUGGAUCACCGGGUUUGGCGGGCGGAGUCGGUCAGCCCGCCCGUCAACUGCCCUUCAGAGCGACCUCCGACCGACCCGCUUUCUCCCCCGGUCCCGCUCCACAAACUCAGGCCAGAUCAACCGUACAGCAACCCCAAGCAUCGGGAGUGAACAACUGGGCGAGCUCGUUCCAGCCACAAACACCACAACACGCACAACACUCACAACCUGGGUUUCGACUGCCACAUCAUGCCCGCCCCAUGGGGAUGGGGAUGGGGGAUAUGGAGACGGCCUUUCAAUCAGCCCUGACCUUCAACCAACAACGACAGGGUCCUUCUUCCCGGGUCCAAGGCCAACCUCUACAACAGCCAUCAAAGGGUUCGGCGUGGAUGGGGGAUUAUGACAAGUUUUCCGCUCAAAGCCAGGGUCAGGGUCAGGGGAAGGGUAAAGGGAGGGAGGUCGAGGUCGAUUUUCAGCCGGGUUAUCAGAAUCAGAAUCAGGGUCCAGCGAUGGGGAUGGGGAGCGGGUAUUACCCUUCCGGGAUGGGAACAGGGAUGGGAAUGGGGAUGGGAAUGGGGAUGGGGAUGAUGCAUUCCAACCUGGACCCUGGGAUGGGGAUGACCAUGUGCCUAGGAGGGUCGUAUGGGCAACAGACGAUUCACCAGCCUCAAUAUCAACAAGGACAUGUUCAAGGUCAAGGUCUAGGGGAAGACUUGUUCGAUGAAAAGGAUCUCGAGAGGGCUUUUGAAGAGGUGGAGAAGGAGGCUCGGCUAGAGGCGCCGGAGGGGAAGCAGGAGGGGGAGGAAGAGGUGCAGGUCAAGGGAAAGGGGGGUGAUUUCGAAGCCGUCUGGGAAUCCAUCCGACCCGAAACCUCCCAUUUGGAUCACCUCGCGCAGUGGGAAAAAGAAUUCUCCCAAUUUUCCAACAAAGACAAACAAGACGACGAUGGUGACUUGUUGGAGGAAAAGGAGCACGCCGCCGAGCUCGACUUUGACUUGAACGAGUAUAUGAAGGACGUCGAUGCGAGAGAAUGGGGUGGGGAAGAGAUGAUGGGGCAGGAAAAGAUGAGGUUUGGGGAGGAUGGGUUUCCGGUCUUGGGCGAUUAUGCGUUUGACCAAGAUAACCCGAACAAGGACGACCUACAGGCCCUGGGUCGUGCGCUGGACAUGUUGAACAAUAACGGAGCGUUGAGCGAAAUCGCUCUCUUGCUCGAAUCCUGCUUGUCCUCGCAUACCACGGCCGAACAAGUCUCCAACCUCUCGAUCGACGGCUUGCAGGACAAGCCAGGGUCGAUGGAAGCCAAGAUCAAGGCUGGAGGCGAGGCCGCCGUAUGGACGUUGUUGGGUAUGGUACAGGCCAUGGACGAGAAGGAAGCCGCGGCGGUGAGAGCUUUGGAAGAGGGGAGGAAACGGUUCGAGGCUAUGGGAAGCAGGAGGAACGGGCCUGGUGGGGAGAGGAGCAAGCUGGGAGACGUCAUGAUGGGUGAGGGGUUGGUGGCUUUGGCAAUCUCGUACACGAACGAGUCCUACGACCACUCUUCGCUGUUAUCGCUACAUCGCUACCUCUCGCUGCUUCAUCCGGAAUAUGCCGGUUCCGUACCCGAAGAGCAAAACAUCUUUACCGACGAUCUGAGCGAUGAGAACGGAUUCAUCCCGAACCCCUGGUCGGCCAACCAAAAGUUGACAGAAUCGUUCCUCAACCUUGCUCGGGAUCAGAACCGGGCCGGCGUCGUCGAUGCCGACACGCAGGUCGGGCUGGGCGUCUUGUUCUACCAGACGGGAGAGUUUGAUAAAGCGAGGGAUUGCUGGGUCGCAGCGCUUGGGGUCAGGCCGAAUGACUUUUUGCUCUGGAACCGACUCGGAGCCACGUUGGCCAACAGUGGAAGCCCAGAGCAAGCCAUUGAUGCGUAUCGACGGGCUCUCGAGUUGCACCCGACGUAUACCCGAGCGAUCUACAAUCUGGGCGUUUCAUGCUUGAACAUUGGCGUUCAUCGUGAAGCGGCCGAACACUUCCUGGCCGCGCUAGCGUUACAUGAAACGCAAGACAAGCGUAGCAAUCCAAACAUUAGCACCGCGGGCGAGCAUCCGGCCAAUAACAGCUCGGCUCUAUGGUCGACACUCCGUCGGGCGUUUGAUGGCAUGGAACGGCCCGACCUGAUCGAAAGGGCUGUGCCGGGGACGGAUCUCGAGUAUUUCCGUCGUCAAGGUUUCGAGUUUUAGACGUUUCACCAUCCAUAGAGCCUCAUGUAACUCGCAUUUCUCAUUAAGGGUAGAAUCUCAAGAACCUGUACAAAUCGCAUUGCCAUACAACACG